AUGUCAAACCUGUCACCCAGGUACAGGGUCUACGUCUUCAAGGCGUUGCGACCGGUUGGCGAGUUCGUGAAUAAUGUUUACAGCGUCAUCACCGACUUCUGGACAGCGUCACUAGAGAGCCUGCCCACUCCGAAGCUGGAGUGCCACGUCAGUGUCACGCUGAGCGUCCUGGGCAAGAUUGGGCAAGACGAGGUCCGCAGUGGUGUGAUCAGAGAGAACCGCGAGACUCGCCUCAGAGAUCUCAAGCACACUAUUCUGGGUCACGUGGAAGAGCUGGACGCAGACCUGACGACCCUGCUGGAGGAGUUCACCGACGUCUUCAAGGAAGACCAGGUGGAGUCGAUCGUGGAGGCCAUCCACAGUGUCAAGCGACGCGUCACCCUGGCGACUCUGCCCGACGAUGCUGACUUGCAGCUGAAAUCUUGCAACCAGUGUCGCUGGGCCAAACACGGCUCGAACUGGAAGUUGAAAUGCGUCUAUCAGACAUCUGAUGGCGACUGGGUCACGUAUUUGGAAGUCGCGCCGGCCGGGCGGCCAUGGGGUAUAGGCUGCAAAAUAUGCGCUGAUCUGUACAAGUUGGAUCCUACAGCACAUGGCAAGACGACCCCGUUCAUGUUGCAUACGUCGUGGCCCCAGCGAUUCAUUGACUCAGUGUCGCAUGCGUUCUAG
Messenger RNA from Symbiodinium necroappetens, 669 nucleotides. The record is from the annotation of a GenBank genome assembly. Lineage: Eukaryota; Dinophyceae; Suessiales; Symbiodiniaceae.